Pseudogymnoascus destructans is the source of this 3065-nucleotide messenger RNA. RefSeq lists its product as uncharacterized. NCBI's taxonomy places the organism in Eukaryota, Fungi, Ascomycota, Leotiomycetes, Thelebolales, Thelebolaceae. The transcript has 4 exons. The record is from RefSeq and is a predicted model, not a curated record. Gene Ontology annotation, cellular component: SUMO-targeted ubiquitin ligase complex. Gene Ontology annotation, molecular function: ubiquitin-protein transferase activity. Bases 1479 to 2657 code for a protein of 392 amino acids.
AUUGUUGACAUCGCCAGGAUGAGAGAGCCCGUGGUGUGGCAAGGGAUGGGAGGCGAUGUGAAAGGGUGUGAGAGUACGGACCCAGCCCAUCGGCAUCCAGCGCUCCUUGGCGUCAGGCUUACGCCUCGCCUCUUCUGGAUCGGGACGCCGUCUUGGAGAGGGCGGCAUGCCUGUAGUGUACUGUACGGACACCACCGCGUUGGGUCUGUCAUUCCGGUCAUUCCGGCGCCGAAGAGACGAGUACGAGCGCUUGGUCGGAAUCCCAGUGGACAGACGAUUGGCAUGGCAUCUUUGGGAGUGUGGAUAGACAUCAUCUGCCACUAUGAAUGGACAUCCUCUACAGUACUGUAAGACUGUGGAUGGGCAAUACUUCAGCGCCGCGGACAUGUUGGAACAGACGUACGUAUGCGCGCUGGGCUAACACACCACCACUCCGACUCCCCUGCGGCUGGGUCUAUUGGUGGAGCAACCGAUGAGUUGGACGUUUUUGUUUUCAGGUCGCCUCCACCUGCAACAAACAAAACAUAAUAUAAGAAUAUAAGAGAGAAAAAAAGAUUUGCCUCCGGGACGAAUGCCGGAGGAUGACAGGGACACUGAGUAUUAGGUCUGAUCCUGUACAGCUGGCCAGGUACGCUGUUGACUGCGAAAUCUGCUGUCUUGAGUCUGUUGGUUGGAGCCCUGUGUCUGGAGUCUGUGGUCUGUGAGGUUGUGGUUAGCAAGAUCUGCCUUCUAUAGGGCUUGCGGUCUCAAUAUCUUGGCAAACUGUGAAUCAGCAGAGACUCUGGUCCGUGAGGCUUCAUGACUCAAUAUCUAUAGCCUGGGAAGACUGGAGUAUGGUAUAUGAGUCUCCGAUCUAUGAGGCCUCCCCAAUCUGCAGGUCUGUUGCCUCCAAGGUCCCCAGUCUGUAAUCUCCAGUCCGUAAGAUCCAUCAUUCGCAUAGUAUAUACUCACGUGAUAUAAACCCCAAUAAAAGCGUGAUCACGUGUUGCACGUGCCACUGGAAGAUUUUAAUUUCUUUUCCAAAAAUCAUCACCGCUCUUAUCGCCAAUCAUAAGCGAACCAGGCUUCACUCCUCCAACAUCCAAUCCGAGGUACUUCACACGCCAUUUUACAAUACAAAGGUACUUCCCUCCUCUCUAAAGCCACCGGCGACAGGGCCACUGCUGGACCAGAAAGGCGGACCGCCGAAGGCGACCAUCUCCGACCACGCCUGGAGAAACAACCACCGCCUAUGGCGAUAACCGCUACAUCCACCAACCCUCCACUCCACAACCCACUUACCCACAUACCACUUUCGCCUUGACGACGUCCACGACCACCAACGACUGCCAACGACUGCCAACGACUGUCGACGACUGUCAACGCCACUUCGGAUUCUCUAUAUAUUCACUCUGUCGACAACGCCAUACGCCGCCCAAGUCGCCGGCGGUAACUCUCGCGUCUGUGACCAUAAGGGAAUGAGAUGAGCCGUCUCUACAAUGACAGAAAGCCAACGCAGCCACAAUAAGCGAACCUUCGGCGAAAUGUCGAGCUCAAUAUCCAUGGCCAGACGCCCCUCGGCCGACCCUUCGCCGUCCUUGCCCGGCUCGACCUUCACCUUCCCUACCCCUCCGCCACCACAGACACAAACAUACUCCCCAGGCCAGCGCCGCACGCCGCAUCCGCACAACCCUCCACGCUCCUCGCCCUUCAGCGUCAUGCUCGACCCACGGCAUCCCCCAUCUCGCCCAAGCCUUGACCGCCAACCCACCGUCAUCGAUCUGACAGACGACCACCAUGAGCGCGCGCCCUCACAGUCGCGGCGCUCGUCACAGCGCGCUGCCCUGCCCCCCCAGCUGGAGCGGUCGGAUUACACGACCCUUGGGGGCGUCAUCAGCAUCGAAUCCGACGACGAUGACGAGGUCGAGAUCGUAUCCUCGCGAGCCCUUCCAUCACGACAACCGUCGGCCCCUCCUUCACGACUGCGGCUCCCCCGCCCACCUCGAUCACCACGCCACCACGCCGGCCAUCCGUGGCCCCAUCUCCCCAGCAUGCUCCCGCCGAUUGACGCCCCAGAAUCGAUCCUGGACAAUCCUAGCCUCCUUUUCGGCGGGCUCGCGGACAUGUUCCCAGGCAGUUGGCGCAGUCUUCAGGGAAACAUGGAGCGGUACGUGUUGGGACGACAAUCCGAAAUAGGGCCCAUCCCGGUGCAUAUGCGUGGUGCUUCGAUGAGGUUCCGCACGUUUCCGCUCCAUGAGCAUGUGAGACAGGAGCCGAGGAAGGCAGAGCAUGUGCCGCCGCCGCCGGUGGGUGAAGGAUUCACGCGCUCGCCAAAGGAGGAUGACGUGAUUGUUUGUCCGGCGUGCGACGAGGAGUUGGUGGUUGGACCUGAGGAGCCGGCUGCGGUGACGACGCCUACAUCGGCGGGGAAGACGGCGGCAAAGGCAAAGGCUAGGAGUAGGAAGGAUAGGGAGGAGCAUCCGUUUUGGGUGGUGAGGGAAUGUGGUCAUGUCUACUGCAACAAAUGCUACCAGAGCCGCAAGCCGGACGCGAAGUCGACGAGCAAGAACUUAUUCCCCGAGGUGCAGAGUGGUGCGAGGAAGGUCCCACUGUGUGCGGUCGAUGACUGCACGAGCGAGAUUGGGGAUAAGAAGUUCUGGGUUGGAGUGUUUAUGUGACGAGUUUACUUUGCCGCGGAAAAAUGGGUUGGUUUUAUGACGACUCACCGAUUUUUCGGCGCGGAUUGUGUGGAGUAUUCGAGAGGCAGCAUACAGACAGAAGCGGGUGGGUCACCAUCUCCACUGCGUUCCCAUUCAACACUUUACAGAUUUCCAAUCGAUGAUUUCGAUCCCUGUGUUUGGGAUGGGAACGGCAGUGGGAAUGGAACAGGAAGGGGUGGGAAAGGAGUCAACAUCGGAUUAUCGACUAUCGGCUUCGAUAAAACAUGCAUUGCAUACAGCGCGGCGUACACUUUUGCACAUUAGUUACUCUUCUCGGUGUUAUUGGCUGAGUUUUUGUUAUUUUACGGUAUGCUGGGGUGGGAAGGGGGGCGGCUAAUUUUUGGGAAAGGAGUGCUUGCUUGGGCA